AUGAUUUGGACUUUAUCAAAUUAUCUUACUAUGAAUCCAACCUUAUUAAACUCGAUUGCUACACAUUGGAAAACAGAUGAUCAACUUCUUGAUUUAAUAGUUUUGUUAAAAUCAUUAUUCGGAGCUGAUCCAGGACUUACAACAAGGCCAAAGGGAAAGCCUAUUUUUAAUAUUUUAUGGAAUAUUUUUAUCAAUUUAUUGGAUCAAAAGCAAACUCAUAAAAUUCAAAAUAACGCAUUGGAUUUACUCCCAGUGUUUAUAUGUCUAGAUGAUGAUUUCACUAUAAAAAUAAAAGAAAAAAUUAGUUUGUUUUUUGACUAUUAUUACUCAGAUCAAAGUAAAUAUUAUCUCAAGAAAGGUACAACAAGAUAUAAUGAGUUUAUAACUAUAUUAGAUAAACUCUUAGAGACCAUGACUACUUUUAAGUCUGUGGUUAUCUUUAAUUUGCUAUUGUCGACCUUUGCAAAAUUGGAAAACCAUACACAUGAAGAAGCUAUCAAACGUAGUCUUGAGAAAUUUUCAAAAACCUUAGGAAAGAAAAGCUUUUUGGAAGUCACUGGAUCCUGUUUGAGUAUCUUUAAGGAUGAAAAUUAUCUACUACAAUAUCGUCAAAGCCUUUUAGAUGUAGUUAUUAUAUUGCUUACAAAUUCGGAUGAAAACAAUUUAGUCUCAUUUUACGAGAGAAAUAUUAGCUUUAUUAUGGGCGUUGUACAGAAGAAAUUAACAGAUUGUAUCAAGGACCAGCCUAUUGAAUUAACUAUAAAAUCAUGUUAUAAAAAUAGGCCUAUUGAUAAGAUAUGGCUGGAUUCCGAAGAGAAUAUAGAGAAAAGGCACCUACAAUCUGAUAUCAUUUCUACAUUUACAUCUAUGUUACGAACCGCUUCACCAAGUUUAAACAUGGAAAAAAGCGAACAUUGGAAUGCGCAGUUAAAAUAUAAUCAGGCUGUAUUUAAUACGACAGCCGCAUUUGCAUUACUGUUAGCGGAUAAAGAGAAUUUUUAUAAUAGUUUCUUCUGCGAAGAAUCAAGAACUAAUAGCUAUAUAUGGCGUAAAAUUAUAGAUAUCACUCAGCCUUUAUCAUUGAAGUUGGAACUGGAUCAACCUCUUAUUAAAUCAAAGCUUGAAGGUAUAAAAUCCAUAAUGGGUUAUAAUGCAAACAACGAAGAACGUAAUAUAUCAUAUAUGUCAUCAAUUGCUCUUACUGGUAGUAGCUUAACACAAUCAUCAUUUUCAGAGAUGGUACUUGAAGAAAGUCAGCAUGACAAACAGGAGCAAAACGCAAAAGAUAAAUAUUUGAAUAGCUUGCACGAUGAGGAUACUCAAAUGGAAGAAACAUCAGAUAAAACUGAUUUUAACGAUAUGGAAUAUGAUGAAGAAUUUGAAGUUGAUAUAUUAAAUCAAAAUUCGGUUAUGAGAUCGCUAACAGAAGUUGUAAAAAAAUUAAAUAAUGAAGUGUGUUGUCCUAACAACUAUUCACCUGACACUAUGCCAACAUGGAUGAAAGGAUUAUUAGGUGCAUUUAAUAGUGAAAAAGGAUAUAGUGAGGACAAUGGAAUUAUUAUUCAAGCCUAUAUUGUAAAAUUAAUCACUAAUUUUCCACUGGCUUUUGAAAAAUAUGCUCGACAUUGGAUCGGACCUCUAAUGGAUUUCAUUAUUAAAGGAGAUAUGUUUGGGACACCUAUCAACUAUCUGAUCCAGGAUUUAUGUAUUAUAUUGAUUGUAUGGGGUAGAGAAUCUGAAAUUCCUUUAUCUACAUUAAGAGAGUGUCAUUUCUCAUUAUCACGAUUUUUAAAAUAUUUGAUAAAAAAUGCAUACCAUGAAUCACCUCGUAUUAUGAAAAGUAAUAUACAGAUAAUUAAAGGUAUAUUCGAAAAUUACGGCAAGUUUUGUGCAGUCCCAACGAGGGCUAUAUACGAACAAUUUCAUCAUAUCAAAGGAGAAGAAGCUAAAAAUAUUAUUGGGCUUCAAAUUACUGGUAUAAUAUAUGGCAAUGGUAUAGCUAUCUAUGAUCCUUAUGAUAGAGACCUUUUGGGUUUAUCAGAGCUUACGUUUUAUACGGAUAUGGCAAAAAAUAUAAAUUAUAAAGAUAGGAAAAGUAUGGAUAUUUCAUCCGAUGCUGCUGAGCUUAUGGGUUGGACACUAAAAAUUUUAAAAGAUAAAAACGACCCUUUGUCAGAUCAGUUGCAUUCGAUAUUCAAAAAAAUGCUUAUUGAUUUAGGCAAUUCAGGAAUCCAUUCAGCAAAACAUUUUCUGAAAUGUAUGAAUCGUAUAUAUCUCCAUGAUCUUGAACUAGGAAAAGAAUUACUGUCUACUGUUACUCAAAGAUUGAUUCAUUUUAAUGCAGAUGAGAAGGUUUUAGCUUUAAACUUUAUUAGUGUUUGUUGGAACAAUGAUGAUACAACUUACUAUUAUUUAAGACGUGCUGGUUUAUCGAGAAUGUUAACUAACAGAGAUGAGAAUCUUCAGUUAGCUUCUUUAAAGGCUUUAAACACCCUUUUUGACUCCGUAGACGGAGAAGAAUUAAAUUUGCAUCUUAAGCAACUUGAAAAAGUAUUUCCCAAUCACAAGAAUACUGAAUGCAGGUUUCUAUUUUUUGCUUUUUUGAAAAAAGCCUAUAAAAGUCGAAAAUUAAACAGAUCUCAGUUACAAACAGCAAAAGCUCGGAUCUAUAGAGGGCUAAUUGAUAAAGAUGAGAAAAUAGCAGCAGAUAUGUUUGACUUUAUUAAAUCAGAAUUUCAACUUGAUGAUGAUAUUCUAUCAACUUUAUUAAAAAUUACUAGCAAUAUGUAUUUAAAAGAAACAGAGGACAUAUAUCUAUUAUGUGCUACUCGAGUGAUUCUAAGCAAUACUAAGAAAACCUAUGAUUUCAAUCAACCUAUUUUUGAAAAUCCCUUAGAUACUAAAAACAAAUAUGAUGUAGGCUAUAAAAAAAUUGAUACUUCAUGGUAUAGCACUUCAUCAAUGACUCCUAUGUUUGUUUCCACCUCUUCUAAAACGCUGAAUGUAGAAGACUUGGAGUUCGAAUUGAGAAAAACGCAAAGCUUAUUUGAGUUCAGUGCUACACAGGGCAAUGGUCCAUCCUUGUUAGCCACUUACAAUCCUACGAGCCAAGGAAGUAUGAGCAAUGAAAGAUAUGACGAUAAAACUAUCGAUGAUGAAACACAUUUAGGAGAAAACAUUCAAAAUAGGGCUAUCAAAAAAGAAAAGCGUUAUUUUACGAAACGCUUCUUCGUUCAAUCAAAAAAUGCUAUCAGCCGCUUUCAUGCUGAUCGUAACGAGCAAUUACAAAAGAAAUUAAGACACUUGUUAAAUACAAGGAAAGAAGCUAUGGAAAAGAAAGUUACUUUAAGUAGAUCUUAUAGAGCUGGUGAAAUUCCUGAUGUCCAAAUUAGUCGAAAAGAAUUAUUACAACCGCUCGAAAUAUUAGCAACAGCAGAUUUUAAUAUUUCUCGUUUAUUAUAUAGUAGUCUAGCGAUUAGUAUAGUCAAUGAAUUUGAGCAAAUGGCGACUGAUGAUGAAAGCAAUAAUUACAAGCAAGCCUUUUUCAAAUCAAUAGAAACAAACUUGAAGAUAAGUCAAUCUUAUUUUACUCCCACAAUUGGUGCAUUUUUACGUAUCAUUUUUGAACUUAAUGCGCCUAUAAAUAAUAAUCUUCUCAGAGAAGUGAGUCAUAAAAGCUAUAAUCACCAUAUUGGUAUCGCAAUUCUUGAAAAACAGCUUGAUUAUGGAGAUUUUUAUGAACGACCUGCAAAGAGGACUAAUACAUUAACACCAACUAAAGAUAAAUGGAUUUAUCUUGCAUUAUUAUACCAAAAUAUUGAUGAACUAGAAAUUUUUGAAAAUAUAUAUUUAUCCAAUGUUUCAACUAAUGAGUUUGCAAAAAAUGGUAUCAAAUCACAAAUUAAAGGAGAUUAUGCUAUAGCCUUUAAUCAAUUUGAUUCAGCUGUUUCACAAUCAGGAGUGAAAGAAGAUAUUGAAUAUUAUUUAUGGCAGGAACAAAUGCUUUAUUGUCGAACACAACUAGGACAAUGGGAAUUUAUUGCUAGGGAUGUUAAAGACCAAAUACACAGUAACUGGAGCUCUUUAUGGGGAGAAAAUGAGGAUCCUUAUCUCGAAUAUUUCAUUAGAAGUGCAUCUAAACUUAAGGAAGGAUGGAUUUUAGAUGAUGUAAAUAUAGCAAGUCCUGAAUUAGUGAACUUGAAUAAGGACACUAUAAAUCCUGUCUAUAGCUUCUUGGAUAAUGCUUAUGAAAAUGAAAUACAUAAAGAAAAAAUUCUUGAUAGAUUUGCUUUUGAAUGGUCUAUUAUCGAGACAUUGCGUAAAAACUAUAAUAAAGGACGUUUAUUUAUUAACAAAGCAUAUAAUGCUAUGUUAUCGUCUUGGACAACAUUACAUCCUUUAGCUCACACAAGCCGUUUAGCUCGACUUGCUCACCUGCAGAAGGCUGUCGAACUAGAUGAUUAUCUAAAGCUUCAUAAAGAUUUUGAGGAUGGUGAAUUUAAUAAGGAUAAAAUUGAGUAUUUUAUAAAAACUCUUACUUCAAGAUAUCCCGAUAUUAAAACUGACCGUAUGGAUAUAUGGGAUGACAUUCUUCAGACUCGAUUUGAGUUUAUUGAUGAUUUAAACAAACAGGACUCAAUGAUUAUACACGAUAUGAAACCAUUCUUUUGUGAUGCAAAAAUUAAAUUUACAUCUGCUGUAGUAGAUGCAGCGCUUGAGCAGGGCAAUCUAACUGUUCUUUCCAAGCUAUUAAAGCUUUUAAAAGAAAUGAAUGCAACUUAUGAAGCUGAUAUUACUCUUAUUCGCUAUUAUCAAUAUGAAUGUCUUAAUAGACCACCGGAAGAAAAGAGUAGAUAUAUAGCGCGAGCAAUUAUAAAAUCAUUAACUUCAAAGCCGCCUACAAACUCUACCGAGCAUGAAAUUUAUAAAUGGGGAAUAAUUACAGCAAAUUCCUUUGAUAUAAAGAAUUUGGAGUCUUACAUCGAAAAUGCAGAAACCUUUGUGAACUAUCUUGAAAAGACAGGAUAUGAUAUUCUGGCUGAAGUAGGAAAGUUAAAUAUAACCAAGACAUCUGAACGAGCGGAAUAUUUAUGGAGGUUAGGAAAAUAUUGUGAUGAAUCGUUGCAUGUAUUACAAGAUGCUGUAUCUAUCCUUCAACCUGAAUUUAAUCCUCUAGAAUAUUGCAAAAUUGUCAUAAAAUCUUACUUUCAUGCAAUUGAAUGGGGUUAUAAAGACUCUAAUGACUAUUUCCCUCGUUUACUUGAACUGCUUGAAUUAUACCCCGAAUCAGGGCCAAUAUUCAAAACUUGUUCAUUAGAACUUAAUGCUUCUUGGAAAUAUAUAAGAUGGAUUCCACAAUUAAUAUCUUCAAUGGCUUCACCUAUUGCAACAUACACUAUGCCAAUUUUAGAAAGGAUUGCUAAAGAUUAUCCUAAAGCUUUGUAUUAUCCUUUCCAAAUGUCAUGUGAAUUUUAUGAAUUAAAGAAGGGUCAACUUUCGAAAGAAACUUGUGAAGUUAUAGAAAGAAUUAUGAAUUUAAUCCGUUCACCUAUCAUGGAGCGAUUUGCUAUUGAAUUAAAGCGAUUAAUUGAUCCAGAUCACAUUAUCAAAGAUUUUAUAGAAUACAUAAAGUCUAUUUUACUUGAAGAGGAUACUCCACAGAUUUUUAUUGAAUCUAAAUAUAAAGAAUUUUAUCAACUAGUAUUAAAUAACUACAGUGAAAGUUUAGGGACAAUUCCCAAGAGGAUAGCUGCAAGUCAUGCUCGUACAUUUAUCCGCUAUUUUGGUGAAAAUGGUAGCAAAAUUUCAAAGCUUACUAAAGAGCAAUUAGAAGAACUUGGCAAUUAUUAUAAAACCAAAAUUAGAGAAACAAUCCCGAAUGAUAAAAAUCGAUUAAGUCUAAAAUCCUACUCACCGUGGUUGAGUUCAUUUAAAAAUAUUGAACAUGAUGAUGAAUUGGAAAUACCUGGUCAAUAUCAUGGAUUAGCUAGACCUUAUCCUGAACUACAUUCCAAUAUAGCUUCUAUAGACGCUCGUAUUUUGAUGAUGGCUUCAAUGCGAAAGCCAAAAAGAAUUACUAUUUAUGGAACAGAUGAAAAAGAAUAUAAAUUUCUUGUCAAGGGCGGUGAAGACUUGCGCUUAGAUGAGCGUAUAGAGCAACUGUUUAAUAUAAUGAAUAGUAUAAUUAAAAGAAAUGCUUUUUGCUCCAGCCAAAACAUUCAAAUUAGCACAUAUAAGGUUAUUCCUAUGGCAUCUAAUCUUGGUUUGAUUGAAUGGGUGAGCCAUACUUUACCUUUACGGGCUUGUAUAGAAAAACAUAAAUCAAACUUACUUAUGCAAAAUGCUGCCCGAAAAUAUAGACGGUGGAUUAUUUCUAACCAUCAUCCAUUACGUCCAAAUGAGAACGAAUUUAGAGGAUAUUAUGCAGCAUUCGCACAGCCAAGGGAUAAGAUUGUAUAUCAUUUUGAAGCAAUUGCUAACUCAGUCCCAAAUACAAUGCUUAAAGAUUACUUAUUUCAGUUAGCCUCUUCUCCAGAAGCUUUCUUAUUUUUAAGGAAGGAUUUUGCUUAUAGUAUAGCAUGUAUUUCUAUCUAUGGUUAUAUUUUAGGUAUUGGUGACCGACACCUUGACAAUUUUUUAUUAGAUGAAAAGAGUGGACGUUUGAUUCCUAUUGAUUUUGGAUAUGCUUUUGGUGCAGCUUCGGAAUUAAUUCCAAUCCCUGAGAUUGUUCCAUUCAGACUUACACGUCAGUUGAUCGGAGUAUUAGACCCAUUAGGAAUAUCUGGCAUAUUGGAAGAUGCAAUGAUAAAUAUAUUAAGCGUUAUUCAAGCAGAAAAGGAAUUGUUAUUAAAUAUUAUGAGACAAGAAGAUGAUGAGUCACUCAAGGAGACAUCUUACUCAAUAGACAAAAAUAUCGAAUGGUAUCCACAAAAGAAAAUAGAUACCGCUAAAAGGAAAUUAAAUGGAGAAAAUCCUGCUAAUAUCAUUGUAUCUGAGCUUAUGAAUGGCCACUCAAAUGAACCAUGGAUAAACAAUAUUAAAAGUAUUGCAAAGGGUGUUCCUGGUGUAGAUAUACGAGCCAAUAUUGGAAAUAAAUGUAAAAAUGUGAAUGAACAAGUAAAAUGCCUUAUUAAUCUUGCUACCGAUUCUCGAGUUUUGGGUGUCAUGUACAGAGGGUGGCAGCCUUAUCUCUAAAAUAUUUUAUCAUAAAUAUAAAUAUAAAAAUAUAUACAUAUAUGAAUCAUUGAUAUAUAAUAAAUAUCACAUUAUUUGCCCUUA
Molecule: messenger RNA, 7278 nt
Organism: Cokeromyces recurvatus
Lineage: Eukaryota; Fungi; Mucoromycota; Mucoromycetes; Mucorales; Mucoraceae
Exons: 38
Coding region: 1-7194 (2397 amino acids)
Biological process (GO): telomere maintenance; double-strand break repair via nonhomologous end joining
Cellular component (GO): nucleus
Molecular function (GO): DNA-dependent protein kinase activity; protein binding
Source: RefSeq, a predicted model, not a curated record